AUGUACACUUCAUCUCCAUCCUAUCCUGCGAGUUCUCUCUCCACGAGCUCCAUGCUGUCGAACCAUACCUACCAGACCUCUUCGCCGGUGUCGUCGCCGGUCUCCUUUCAGCUGCUGUCGCCGGUUACAUCCCUGGCAACUCGUAAGCGGGGGAGUGGUGACGAAGAACCCAUACGACACAGAGACUCCAAACGCGUGCAGAAGCAGAGGAUAUUCUCCGAAGUCCACACCAAGACGGUCGACUUGAUGAUGAAUGCGCUGAGAGAAAACCAGGGCCAAGAGGGCGUAGGAACAGAGACUGGAACAGAGACUGGAACAGAGCCCGAACAUGGAGACGAACUGGUUGGUAGCACGUACAGGCAAAGACCGUACUGGUAG
Molecule: messenger RNA, 378 nt
Organism: Dujonia railenensis
Lineage: Eukaryota; Fungi; Ascomycota; Pichiomycetes; Serinales; Debaryomycetaceae
Source: the annotation of a GenBank genome assembly